Emericellopsis atlantica is the source of this 2535-nucleotide messenger RNA. RefSeq lists its product as uncharacterized. The transcript is spliced from 4 exons. The record is from RefSeq and is a predicted model, not a curated record. The coding region runs from base 323 to 2344 and encodes 673 amino acids. NCBI's taxonomy places the organism in Eukaryota, Fungi, Ascomycota, Sordariomycetes, Hypocreales, Bionectriaceae. Gene Ontology annotation, molecular function: protein binding.
ACACCAUAGCAGGGUACCUUAUAUAUCAACACUUUCCUGACUCCUCCCUGUUCGUGCUACUUGCCCUUCACCCCAAGCCUACGUACUCGAUAUCUGUGCAAAAACAACCUCGGCUCUAUUAGUCUUGUUCCGACUUGCCAACACCAUCCGCAGUGCAUCCGCCUCGCCCAUCAACGCUUACUGUACCGCCUACGACCGAGCACCACUGCACGACGGAAUAUCCAAGCCCAUGAUCGGCGCGGCGCAGUCUACUGCACCCAUCACGUCUCGCGCCAUCUUGUAUAAUCAUAAUCAUCGACUCGACUAAACGAAUCCCCAGAGGAUGGCCGUGACGGACGAUGGCUUGCACUUUCCAAGUCAAGGCCUCGUCCUGAAGCAAGGACGAAAACAGUACCGCACGCCUGUGCGCUCUUUACAUUGGCAAUUGCGAUCCCUGAUAAGCGCCGACAAACACAACAUUGUAUACCUUCCCGGUGGACACGACAGAAAUCAAGUCUUGCGCCUGAACACCGCGACCUGCGAAUGCGACCCGGUCAAACUCCUGCCCUUCACCCCGCGAUGUCUAGUAUCCAACGGGACGUGGUUAUGUUGCGGUGGCGAGCGCGGGGAAUUCGUAUCCAUGAACAUAGACGCUUCUGCGGGUAGCGAUUCGGCCACAGGGAUUGGCGAUGCAUUGGGCCUCGACCUCGAUCCCGAAACGCAACUACCGUUCGGAUUUACAACAGCGGAUGCGGAUUCGAUAUCGGGCUUACUUGCACACGGGCGAAGGUCGACCAAAAGCUUCAUUGCCAAGAGUGCCAAGUUGACGACCAAGGGAGAUCGAAUCAACGGCAUCACCAUUUGGUCGCCCUCGGGGCGAGUCAAAACACACGACAAGGCAUACGCCUUUCCCGUUGCAGUUCUGGCGAACAAUGACAGGACCGUCAAGAUUGUCGGCCUCCAUUCAUCGGAGGACAACGACAAGAUCGAACCCCUGGCAACGAUUCGGUACCCCGACUAUGUCAAUCGAGCAGUCAUCUCGCCCGAUGGGAACAUUUUGAUUGCUGUGCUCGACGAUCCUUACAUGUACGUGCACGUACGGGCUGAAGAUGGGUACUCGUGGGAGCUGAAGCACAGAAUCAUGCUCAAGAGCCAAAAGAAGGAUGACGAGACCCCUAUGAACGGAACAUUUGCCGCUUGCUUCUCUCCAUCGGGGGCCUACCUGGCGGUCGGCACGCAACACGGAUGUGUUUCCGUCUUCGAUGCUCAGGACCUCCUUGAAUGGGGUGGCGAUGCCGUUCUCAAAACUUUCGAGUCGUCCAGGCCUUGGACCGACCACGGUGCUAUUCGUGACAUGGCGUUCUGCCCCGGCCCGUACGAUCUUCUAGCAUGGUCUGAGGAUCGUGGUCGAGUUGGCCUAGCAGAUCUCAGGAGUAAUUGUGCCAUCCGCCAGAUUGUCGAUAUCAACAAUCAAGCAGAUUUUGAGCAGAUCAACGUCUUGGAUCGCAACACAGUCGACCCUAGACUGCUGGACCGCCGGGGCGAGCAACGCGGUUCAGCUUUGACCUCGUCGCUGGGCCACCUCUUUUGGUCUGAUAACCUCAGACGGAAUGAAUCGGGGGAGGAUCUGAUGGACUACCGAAACUACCCGCUGACCCCGAGCGAUACUGAAGUUCUCGAAUCCGUACAGAACGAACGCCGGAGACGGGAGUGGGCUAGGGACAGGGCUGCUCAGGCACGUGUAGAACCCAUGGCAGCCAGAGUACGUGACCUCGCAUCUACACUUCGAUACUCUGGAGGUCCGCGGCAUGAGGAUCCAACACCUCGGGAAGCUGGCACGCUCAACCCUAGCAUCAAUCGUGUGGCAGAUCUCCUGGGGAACUUUCGCGAACAGCGAGCAAACGUCCGUGUACGAACUACCGGUCGUUUGUACCGCGAUGUAGCUCGUGACAGCGGCAUGCAGGCCACAUCCUCCUCCAACCUGGGUCAGCUACCACCAUCGACCCAGUGGGAACGGCCAAGAGUGGAGCGCUUAGAUCCAGGGAAUUCAGUACGAGGUCAGGAGCCAUCUUGGAUGGGCGUACGCGAUCAGGUCAAUGCACGUCAGCGAGAGCGAGGCCCGAAUGACGACGGCCCGGACCCUGUGGACAUGCUGCGUGCUAUCAUCCAGCAGCGCGAAGACAAUCCCACCCGCGAGACACCAGACAUGAGUGUGCAGGACGGACCGCCCUGCGAUGACCAUACCGCAGGCCUGGCCUGGAGCGCGGAUGGACGUAAAUUCUAUUUGGCUGCCUAUAAUGGCAUUUACGAGUUCAAGCUUGACCUGCUUGGAAGGAUGUUGUCACCGAGCAUUUGCCUUCGCUAAAUCGAACAGAGGCUACCCAAAGGCUACGGGCGAAGGUUUUCUUUUGUGUAUGUAAACGAAGUUUAUGAAACUGGCAGCGACCAGGCGCAUAGGAGUUACAGAUGUUGGAAACAUUGGUUUGGUUGCUUUGACUCUAAUUACUUCGGCGCGAGGACCUUGUCUUGAUAUAACCUAUCACUAUUGAACCUGCC